Parnassius mnemosyne (clouded apollo) is the source of this 6810-nucleotide messenger RNA. The record is from the annotation of a GenBank genome assembly. Lineage: Eukaryota; Metazoa; Arthropoda; Insecta; Lepidoptera; Papilionidae.
AUGGUUCAGGAGCCCUAUAUUGGUCGAAUUGGUCAAAUGAAGACCUACUCGGGGACGAGAAUAGCACAAAGAGACAGAAGCCUAAGCACUGAAAAAGUGAAUAAGGCUGCUAUUGUGCUAUUCGAUGACGCCAUUGACAUCGCCCAAUGCCCCAGCCUAACUACAGAGAAUAUCGCAGUCGCUAAACUCAGGACAGGGGCAUGGGAGUUGGGAGUGGUGUCCGUCUACCUAGAGGGUGACAAACCAAUCGAUCCUUAUCUUGAAAAGAUUGGAGCGGCCGUGGUGGGCUUACAGACAAGGAACGUGAUACUCGGUGGUGACGUGAAUGCGUGGAAUACCUGGUGGGGAAGCCGGAAAACGGACCACAGGGGUAUGGAACUUGCUGCAAAGCUCGAUGAACUGGAGCUCCAUAUCCUAAAUAGAGGGACUGAUCCCACUUUUGACAUAUAUAGAGGCGGGAAGAGAUUUUCCAGCUGCGUGGAUAUAUCCACUUGCUCUACUAACCUUCUUGGGAGAACAGACAACUGGAGACUAUCCGACGAAAUAACCAGUUCGGACCACAGGGCAAUCCUAUUUGACAUAAAUUUAGGGAAAUCAAUAGGCACUAAUAUAAAAACUACAACCAGGAAAUAUAACACGAAAAAAGCAAAUUGGGGCGAGUUUCGUGAGAAACUCGUCGAAAUUUGGAAUGAUAAAGGUAUAAAUAGAGCAGAGAUAGACAAAAUAACAAACAAAGAUGAAAUAGAUAUACAAAUAGAGGAAUAUACAAAAUCAAUAACCGAAGCUUGUGAAAACAGCAUACAGAAAAUAGCAAACAAAAAGCAAAUGGGAUUGCCCUGGUGGACCCCUGAACUGACACAGCGUAAAAAGGAAGUCUCCAGGCUAAGGCGACGAAUCUCCUAUGCAGCGCCAAUCCGCCGUGGAUGGGUUGUUGAACAAUACAAGACAGCAAAAGAGGAGUACCAAGAAGCAGUGAAAAGAGCUCAGACCACCAGCUGGAAAGAGUUCUGCGGCAAACAGGAGCGAGAAACAAUGUGGGAUGGAAUAUACAGGGUAAUAAGCCGUACAACGGUGAGACGGGAUGACACUCCGCUUGUCCAAUGUGGCAGGACACUAGAAAGUGAAGAAUCUGCCAGGAUCCUGGCGGAUACCUUUUACCCGGAGGAUCGUAUUGAAGAUGACGACGCGGUACAUACGCAAAUAAGGGAAAUCGCAAAAACUGUAAACGAAGGGACAAAUGAUAACUCAUGUGAUCCACCGUUUACAGUGGAUGAGCUGAUGUGGGCCGUGUCGAACUUCAACCCGAAAAAAGCGCCAGGAGACGACGGUCUUACGGCAGAUAUUUGCGGUGUGGCUAUUGCCCUGGACGCGGCAUUGUUCUUGGCACUAAUUAACAAAUGUUUAAGCCUCGCACAUUUCCCCAUAAAAUGGAAAAAGGCAACUGUAGUGGCGUUGCGGAAGCCUGGUAAAGAGAAUUAUACACACCCUAAAUCAUACAGGCCGAUUGGGCUACUGCCUGUCCUUGGAAAAGUCUUUGAAAAGAUGGUAGUCCGCAGAAUCAAGUGGCACAUCGUACCGAAAAUAAGCCGGAAGCAGUAUGGGUUUAUGCCACAACGCAGCACGGAGGACUCCCUCUAUGAUAUGAUGCAGAUAAUAAGAACUAAACUAAAAGAGAAAAAGCUUAUCCUGCUCAUAUCAUUAGACAUAGAGGGAGCCUUCGAUAAUGCUUGGUGGCCAGCGAUGCGAUGUGAACUUGCGGAGACUGGGUGCCCGGUAAACCUGAGGCGCCUGAUAGACAGCUAUCUUAAGGAUAGGUCAGUAAGCGUCAGGUUUGCUGGGGCACAAUGGACUAAAAAUACCACAAAAGGGUGUGUACAAGGUUCGAUAGGUGGUCCAAUUUUCUGGAAUCUAUUAUUGGAUCCACUUUUAAGGGAGAUGAGCAAAAAAGGGACCCACUGCCAGGCUUUCGCGGACGAUGUGGUCCUGAUUUUUGCCGGGGAUACAACAAAACAGGUGCAGGAACAGGCUAAUGCGAAUCUCGCACAUGUCCAUAGUUGGGGUGUCAAAAAUAAGCUCAACUUUGCGCCACUUAAAACAACAGCAAUGGUCGUUACAAAUAAGCUUAAAUAUGACACACCAAUUCUGGAGAUGGGUGGGAAGAGCAUUGGCCUCUCCAAAGAAAUAAAAAUACUCGGCCUCACAAUUGACGACAAGCUUACCUUCAACACGCAUAUUAAGAAUGUAUGUUGUAAGGUACAGAACUUGUAUCGUCAGCUGUCGAGAGCCGCAAAGAUCUAUUGGGGCCUAAACCCCGAAAUUAUCAGGACCAUAUACACUGCAGUAGUUGAGCCCAUUGUAAUGUAUGCGGCUAGUGCUUGGGUAUCAGCAAUUAACAAAUGUAGUGUCAAAAAGCAACUGGACAUAAUACAACGCGGAUUUGUACAAAAAGUCAUAAAAUCGUAUAGAACAGUUUCUCUUCAUUCGGCCCUACUUCUCGCCGGGCUGCUUCCUCUGGAUCUAAGAGUCCAGGAAGCAGCCUUGCUUUAUGAGAUAAAGAAAGGUUUCUCCCGACGUAUAGUGGGCGAUCGUGACGUGGAGACAAAACUUGAAUUUUCCAAGACCACACAUCCCGCGAAUCAGUUGAUAUAUUUAUACAUCCUUUAUACACAUUAUACUAUUGACGCUACACGGACAUAUACUCCCAAGAUGUUUGGAAUUAGAACACCAACUAAACCGACACAAUCACCCUCUAAAACAGGAAGUGAAAUUUCAAAAGUAAGACGCAGCAUAGAUGACUGGGAAUCUAACAUUGAUUCAACCCCAUCCAUGACUACCACGACAAUGCAGGCAGGUACUGCUAAAACAAAACCAACGGUAUCAGUGCUACAAAACAGUAAAACCACGCAAAAAGUGUCUGUUGAAAUACACACUCCGCCAAAGCAGCAGUAUGAAAAUAGAACAAUGGAAGCAAAGGCCUGUUUAACAAAAGGCAAGCUUCAUCUAAACGCCUCUCGGAAUACGAAAACAGAGAUAAAAAAUGGCGUUGUAGAAGCACUGGAUCGAUUAUAUCAGCUUGUUAAAGAAGCUGAAAUGGAGUUAAAGGCAAAAAAGGCAAAAGGAGAAAAGGAAAAGAGUGCACAAGUUGAACAAGCCCACUAUAAAAUUAUCCAAGCAAACCUCCAGCGCAAAAAAUUAGCAACCCAUGAACUUUUUAUUGAAGCUGAGAAACGUCGAGCUGAUAUAGCACUACUUCAAGAACCAUACGUAGGUGGUGCUAACACGAUGAAAGGUCAAAGAGGCGUGAGGGUUUUUCAAAACUCUAGCCCAGGAGAAGGGACUGUUAAGGCAGCGGUAGCCGUCUUCAACGUUGAUUUUAACAUAAAACAGUACCCAAAACUCACCACAAACAACAUCAUUGUGGUGGGAAUUCAAACUAGAGCUUGGGAAAUAACACUCGUCUCUUAUUACUUCGAGCCAGAUCAGCCCAUAGAACCGUAUAUUGAUCACCUUAAAAAGAUAGAGCAAGAAAUUGGAAGUACAAAGUGGAUUGCUGGAGGUGACGCCAAUUCAAAAAGUACAUGGUGGGGAAGCCCGAUCGUUGACCAUAGAGGAGAAGAAAUCGCAGGAGCUUUCGAGGAGCUGGGUCUGAACAUACUGAAUAGAGGGGACAUUCCGACCUUCGAUACCAUCCGAGGAGGAAAACGAUAUUCCAGCUACGUCGACAUAACAGCCUGCUCGACCGACAUCCUGGACUUGGUAGAUGACUGGACAGUGGACGAGGGUCUUACGAGCUCGGACCACAACGGCAUUAUUUUUAAUAUUCGGCUACAAAAAUCAAAAGGUCUAAGAGUAAACAGAACUACUAGACUGUUUAAUACAAAGAAGGCAAAUUGGCCUAAGUUUCAUGAGAAACUUAACCAAUUGCUGUCAGAAAAUCAAUUUAACAAAUCGGAAAUAGAAAAUAUUGAAACCAUUGAACAAAUAGACAUAGCAACAGAUAAAUUAACAAUAUCCAUAACAGACACUUGCAAGCAAACAAUGCCAACCAAAAAAGCUACAGAAGAACUUACCUUGCCGUGGUGGUCCGAUAAGCUCAACAAGAUGAAAAAAGAAGUCACUACCAUGAAACGAAGGAUCAAAUGUGCUGCCCUGGUCCGUAGACAGAAGGUCGUAGAAGAGUACCUGGAACAAAAAGAGAGGUAUGAGUCAGAAGCUAUUAAAGCCCAGAUCGAGAGCUGGAAAUACUUUUGCUGCAAGCAGGAUAAGGAGGGGGUCUGGGAAGGUAUCUAUAGGGUAAUUGGGAGAACAACGCGCAGGGACGAGGACCAGCCACUGGAAAUCAAUAAGGUAGUGUUAGACGCAAAAGGUUCCGUGAAGUUAUUGGCGGAAACGUUCUUUCCGGAAGACUUAACAGACAGCGAAAACACUUACCAUCGCCACGUAAGAAUAAAAGCUGACAAAGUGAACUCUGCUGAGCAAGAUGACCUGUGUGAUCCCCUGUUCACAAUGUUAGAAUUGAAACAGGCGUAUCGAUCCUUCAACCCGAAAAAGGCCCCAGGAGCGGACGGUUUCACAGCUGAUAUAUGUCUACACGCUAUAGAAAGCAACCCCGAGUUAUUCUUGGCCUUCCUUAAUAAAUGUUUAACUCUACAACACUUCCCAAAAACCUGGAAAAUCGCGACAGUCAUAGUGCUUAAAAAACCAGGGAAAGUAGAUUACACCAUGCCGAAAGCGUACAGGCCCAUUGGACUACUACCUAUACUAGGAAAGAUCUUUGAGAAAAUGCUGGUGAACCGCCUCAAAUUUCACCUUUUGCCAAGGAUAAGUACUCGCCAGUACGGGUUCAUGCCACAGAGAAGCACCGAAGACGCCCUCUAUGUACUAAUGCAGUUCAUUCACAUGAAGCUGAAUCAAAAGAAAAUUAUAGCGCUAGUAUCAUUGGACAUCGAGGGUGCUUUUGAUAGCGCCUGGUGGCCAGCCAUACGAGUCCGACUGGCUGAGGAAAGGUGUCCGCUUAACUUGAGGAGGGUCAUAGAUAGUUAUCUCAAAGACAGGAAAGUCGUAGUCAGGUACGCUGGAGAGGAAUAUGCUAAAGGUACAAGCAGAGGUUGUGUCCAGGGAUCCAUUGGAGGCCCAAUCCUAUGGAAUCUUCUGCUAGACCCUCUCUUGAAAAGUCUCGAAUGCAGGGGAGAUUAUUGUCAGGCGUUCGCGGACGACGUCGUAUUAGUCUUCGACGGCGACACAGCACACGAAGUGGAGCGACGUGCCAAUGCCACUCUAGAACAUGUCUGUGCGUGGGGUGUUGAAAAUAAAUUGAAGUUUGCGCCACACAAGACGAACGCGAUGAUAAUAACAAGAAAACUGAAACACGAUGUACCACGCCUCAACAUGGGAGGUACUGCAAUUGGCAUGUCAAAAGAAAUAAAGCUACUUGGGUUUACAAUUGACGAAAAGCUUACUUUUAACACCCAUGUAUCGAAUGUGUGUAAGAAGGCAAUCGGCAUCUACAAACAACUAUGCAAAGCGGCGAAGGUUAGUUGGGGACUCCAUCCGGAAGUGAUAAGAGUGAUAUAUCUCGCGACCGUAGAGCCUAUUAUACUUUACGCUGCUAGCGUUUGGGCACAGGCUGCAAAAAAGUUGGGGAUAAUAAAACAACUCGCCGUAGUCCAGCGCGGUAUCGCGCAAAAACUAUGCAAAGCCUACCGAACGGUCUCUCUGAAUUCGGCGCUAGUACUGGCUGGAAUACUCCCCCUGGACCUCCGAGUCCGUGAGGCUGCUUUAUUAUAUGAAGCCAAGAGGGGGCUGCCACAGCCAGUGUUGGCGGGAAGAGAGGUCGAGAGAAUGGCUUCAGCUUUUGAGGGCCCACACCCUGCUGAGCGCCUGGAAUUAGGAAUUAUUUGUUUGGUAAACGAGGAGCAGGUGAACAAACACAGCGAAAUAAACGUCCACAUAUUUACUGACGGGAGCAAGAUUGAGGGCAAGGUUGGCGCCGCCCUUUCCGAAUGGAAAAACAAGACCGAAAAUAAAGCCCUCAAACUUGCUCUACCAACAUACUGCACAGUUUACCAAGCCGAGCUCCUGGCCAUUUGCAGGGCGACUGGACAAAUCCUCAAGCACAGAGCGUCCUCCUUUGGAAUUUACAGCGACUCAAUGGCGGCCCUUCAAACGAUCAUAAACCCAAACUGCCUUCACCCGUUAGCCGUGGAAUGUAGAGAUAAUUUAAGAGCAAUAUCUCUCCAAAGCAAAGUAGUAACUUUGUUUUGGAUUAAAGCCCACGCGGGCUUAGAGGGGAAUGAACGAGCAGACAGACUAGCAAAAGAGGCCGCAAAAAAUUCCAAAGUGAGACCGGAUUACGAUCUUUGCCCGGUUUCAUUCGUCAAGCGAAGCAUCCGUAUGGCAACGCUAGACGAAUGGAACCAAAGAUACCAGACUGGCGAAACAGGAAAGAUCACGAAGCUGUUUUUCCCAGACGCGAAAGUGGCCUACCGAAUAAUAAGAAAAUUUGAAGCAAGCAGCGAGACUACCCAAGUCAUGACAGGGCAUGGUGGAUUUUCUGAAUACUUACACCGCUUUAAGUGUAAAGAGAAUCCAUCGUGCAUUUGCGACCCCGAUGCUGAAGAAACUGUGCCACACAUUUUGCUGGAUUGUCCCGCAUACGCCGCAGAGCGCCUGAAAAUAGAAAAUGAAAUUGAAUUAAAAUUAAUUAAGGAGAAUAUAAAUAUCAUAAUGAUGAGUAAAUACAGAGAAAAAUUUAUGAGUUAUUGUUUGAAAAUUGCAAAAAGAGUAAUAAAUAGGAAUAAAACUGUUUAA